UAGGAUGGGAUAUCCAGGAUACCAAACACGACCGGAAGGUAUAAAGAGGAAAAAAAGGAAACCAAAUUCCUAUAUAUUUAUAUUUAUAUGAUUUUGAUCAAAGAGUAGAACAACACCCCUUUCCUAUUCCGGAACAAUUUUCAGCUUCCUCAAAGGUUGGUCUUUCAAUAUUGAUCGGACAAAGUUAUCCUAGUCGAUUUUAACUUGGAAUAAAUUGAAGUGUUCAAUUUGAUGGGCGCGCCUAAACAGAAGUGGACUGCAGCCGAAGAAGCAGCCCUUAGAGCUGGAAUACUUAAACAUGGUCUAGGAAAAUGGCGCCAAAUACUGAAAGACCCAGAAUUCAGUGGUAUCUUAAUUCUGCGCUCAAAUGUGGAUCUCAAGGAUAAGUGGAGAAACAUCCAAGCACCAAGAUCAUUUUCGUCAGCUGACAGACCAGAUACACUUUAUAGACCUGAAACCCCUGACCUGAGCAGAGCUAGGUCAGGUUAUGAGAAAAGUCAACUCAAGGUAGAGCCUUAUGAAAGUCCUUUCGCCCUUAGUUGGGAAGCUCGAAGUUGGGAAGCUCAAAGCGAUGAUGACAUUGUUGACGUUAAGCCAAUUCCAGUUGCUGUUGAGACCUUGUCAGAGUCUGGUUCAACACAAUCAAAUUUAAGGCUGGACAGUCUUAUAAUAGAAGCUAUAGCCAAUCUUAAGGAGCGUAAUGGGUCUAACAGGACUUCUAUUGCAACCUACAUAGAGGAUCACUAUUGUGCGCCACCAAAUUUCAGAAGGAUCUUGUCAGAAAAGCUCAAGCGUUUUAUUGCAAGUGGAAAAUUGAUAAAGGUAAAUCGCAAUUACAGAAUUGCAUCAAACUCAGUUUCCUCAGUUUCCUUUGAGAAAAGCAAAACAUGUGAGAUGCGACUCCUGGAGGCCAAGCAAGAUGACUCUCCCAACAUAGAUAAAGAACCUGAGAGGAUGGUCCCAGAGGCCAAGCAAGAUGACUCUCCCAACAUAGUUAAAGAACCUGAGAGGAUGGUCCCAGAGGCCAAGCAAGAUGACUCUCCCAACAUAGAUAAAGAUGGUGAUAAAAUCAUCACUAGGACAUGUAUUAAUACAGAAUUGGCAGAAAUGAGGUUCAUGACAGCACAGCAGGCUUUUGCAGCGGCUGCUCGAGCAGCGGCAGCGGCAGAUGAGUGGAUGGCAAUAGCUGAACAGGCAGCAAUGGAGGCAGAGGCAGCUGAAGCUGAUGCAGAAGCAGCAAUGAUGACUUUGAGAGCCAGGAAUGCAUCGGUAGCUUGUGCUUGAAGGGGGCAUUACAUGCAAGCCAUGGAGAUGGAUGAGCAUUAAUGGUGGACGCUAUUUCAACUACUGAUCUGCUUUUUAGUGCUGUUAUGCUGACCAAGCCUGUAUAUAUAGGAAUAAUAUUUUGUAUAGCUAGUACAAUAGAGGAUUCAUGUCCAUGAAGGGGCUAACUGAGGCUCUAGCCCGGCUUUUGAUUUAACCCAAAUCAUUUUUAGUAGAGAGGAUUUGUGCUAAAUUAGAUUUUAUUCAAUUUUACUUGUUAUAAGUUCAUGUAAUAGGCAACACCAGCUUAUUUUUAGCCCAUUUGAUUUCAAUCCAUGCUGUUACUGUA
Messenger RNA from Papaver somniferum (opium poppy), 1612 nucleotides. RefSeq names its product single myb histone 5-like. Bases 232 to 1284 code for a protein of 350 amino acids. The transcript is spliced from 7 exons. NCBI's taxonomy places the organism in Eukaryota, Viridiplantae, Streptophyta, Magnoliopsida, Ranunculales, Papaveraceae. Gene Ontology annotation, cellular component: nucleosome. Gene Ontology annotation, molecular function: double-stranded telomeric DNA binding. Gene Ontology annotation, biological process: nucleosome assembly. The record is from RefSeq and is a predicted model, not a curated record.